CUUAUAAUAUUAUUCAUAAUUUAUUAAAAAUGUCUCGAAAACAAAGUGCAAAAGAUAUUUUAAAAACUAUCGGCCAAGAUUCAUCCCAUCAAUCUAAAUCUUCUAUUUCGACUUCUAAACCAUUACCUACUUUGAUCUAUAGAACACGUAAAAGAGUUAUAUGCAAUUGCCCAAAGUGUAAAGGCAAGUUUGUUAAUCCUCGUACAAAAAAGCAACACUCUUUAACUACUAGCCAACAAUCAUCUCAAACAGAUUUAAAUGAGAUAAGACAACCAGCUUUAUCUAAAGAAUUAAGUAGUCUAAAUAUAGAAAGAGAUGAUAAUGAACUUUUACCUAGCCUUGAUAUAGAUAACUUAUCGUUUUUACCAAAAAAACGCCAACAAACAUCAAAAGAAUUGGCCGAAGGUAUUCGAUAUAGCAAUAUUAAUGAAUUUGAAGAUUAUUCAGCACCAAACAUUGAUUAUGAAAAUGAAUUUCAACCUAGACUUAGAAUACUAUCUAGUUUUGAUGAUAUAUUAAUUUGGCUAUUAAAAUUUCAAAGUGAUUUUAAAGUUCCUGAAACAGCUACUGAAAUUUUAAUUAAAUAUAUUCGUCAACUAUUAUGUAAGUUUGGUGAUGAAAAUCUUUUUAAAGAUUUUUUAACCUUAAUGUAUAUGCUUCGAAAACAUCUUAAAAUCGGUAACUUUAUAACAUAUUCAGUAUAUCUAAAAUGUAACAAACUAUAUACUGAAAAAGAGGUUGUUGAUUCAUGA
Molecule: messenger RNA, 752 nt
Organism: Dentiscutata erythropus
Lineage: Eukaryota; Fungi; Glomeromycota; Glomeromycetes; Diversisporales; Gigasporaceae
Source: the annotation of a GenBank genome assembly